This is a messenger RNA of Durusdinium trenchii, 825 nucleotides long. NCBI's taxonomy places the organism in Eukaryota, Dinophyceae, Suessiales, Symbiodiniaceae. The record is from the annotation of a GenBank genome assembly.
AUGCAAUACGACAAAAACACAUGCCUUCACUAUGACAAAAAACACAUAGGAACAAAUACAUAUCAAAAGCCAUCACCAUGCCUUUCGCCCGCAGGCCUCUCUGGCCUUUCGUCCUGUUCUUUGACCCUGUGGGUGCCUCGUGGGAUGAUGGCGGUGGCGUCGGGGCAGUGGGCAGAUUCCCAGCCCAAAGUAGCCAUCGAGGGCUACCAUGGAGCUUCCUUCCACCUUGAGCCCUUCGAGCUGGAGUCUCUGAGCUUUGCCAUGGGUGACCUCUACUUGUGGCCAGGAGCUAGCUUUGGCCGCAUGCUCGGGCCAAGCCAGACGCCUUUUGGCGAGCUGCCGAAGCUGGGGGAGGAGUUGGAGGCUCUUUUGCCACCUCUCCUUGCUCACAUGGAAACCUUGGUCCCGAAGGCGGUGCCACUGCAGGUGGCAGUGCUUCCAGAUCAAUGCUUGCCGGAUGGAGGACGAGGUCGCUUUGGGUUGCUGAUGUUGCCAGCCUCCUUCUUCCCCGGCGACCAGACCAUGUCGCACCUGGUGGCGCUGCCUCUGGUGGAGGCUUGGCUAGGCAUCACCAGCCCUUCUUCCUCCAAAUCCUGGAUCCACCGCGGUUUGGAGCUUUGGGUGUGUCAUCGGCUCUUGAACCAGGUGCAUGGACACGGCUCGGGCCACAUGAACGUUUGCCUGAUGUGGAGGGCACAGGAGCAUGGAUGUCAUUGUCUCGACGAGAGCGAAGAACGGGAGUCCCUCCAGGCCUUAUUGAGAUACCUUUGGUUGGAGAGGCGAUGCGCUGACAUGGACGGAUUCAUCCGCAACGCGGUCAGCUGA